This is a messenger RNA of Laccaria bicolor S238N-H82, 2805 nucleotides long. RefSeq lists its product as uncharacterized. NCBI's taxonomy places the organism in Eukaryota, Fungi, Basidiomycota, Agaricomycetes, Agaricales, Hydnangiaceae. The transcript is spliced from 10 exons. The coding region runs from base 1 to 2805 and encodes 934 amino acids. The record is from RefSeq and is a predicted model, not a curated record.
AUGUUUGCGUCGCUGAAGCUGCAGACGCUUGGGGAUCCGGUGUGUUUGGAGCCUAGCAAUUUGAGCGGGCAUCAGCUUGAGGUGUCUUCUUCUCCCCGGCCGACCUGUCGAUGCAUUCCCCUAGCUGAUCUUGGCAUCUCCGGUUCCUACUUCAAUACCCAAUACCCUGGGAAGUCCGCUAUCUCAGCAAGUUGCUCCACGUCUCCCGUCCCCGCCACCAUCAUCUCCGUGAGCGUGGGCGUCGCAGAACUCAACCCUCGUGGACUUACUUCCCUCUCAAUUCCGCCUACAAGAACUUCGUCGCGUUCAGUUUGCCUAUUCAUCCUCAUCCCUAUGCAGUAUUCCGAACGACGAGGACGAGGACGAGGAAGAGGCUGUGAUAACUUCGAGCUGCUCCCCUCUCAUAGUCUCAGCAAGAAUACGACUCCCGAGUUGAAGAAGGAGAUCAUGGUUUUGGUCUAUCAGUCAAUCUUCCCUUCCAACUCCUUCAUCUUUUCAUCCAACCAGCAAGAUUUGGAACGUCGCCCAACAGCACAACCUUGUCAGUCAAGUAACUUUUCUCUUCGAAUCCCCUCCGUUGCUUCUCCACUUCCUCCUCAUGCUUCUCAACGUACCACUGCAAGUUCCGAAAAAUCUCGCCAGAUACAUGUUACACCCAAACCACCUCAUAUAUCUCAAGAGGCUAUAUAUACAUCUUCCCCCAAACCUCAGCCGGAAGUAAAGGAUGAGAGCCAUCAUUGGCUUUGCCUUACUCAGUCGCUGUCGCAGCUAAUUGAUGAAGAAGGCGAUAGCAGCAUUCGCGCCCGUGGAUUUGAAGCCCGUUACGAUAGCGACGAUGCGGAGAUCGUUCCGGUUCAAAAACGCAAGAUCACCGCAGGUCACUCUGAAGCUAUGAAAAAAAAGAUUGAGCUUAGAGGGACUGUGAAGACACUUCUGUCCAAGCCACGAGAUAGCGCCGCCGCUAACAAGGUAGUGAGAAAGAAAAGAAAAGUGACGGUGGACAAUGAGGAUGAGGAGCCGCCGCUGAAGCGCGCCAAGGACAGGUUGACGAUGAAAAGAAGGGGAAGGGGGCGAAGAAAGAUUGUUCUACUGCAUCUCACGUUGAAGCAAGAACAAAAGCCGAAGAAGAAAAGGGUGGACAUGGUCGGCUAUCGAAAUGGUUGGUCAAGUGGGACAGGCAAGUACUUUUCAUACUACUUGUCCGCAUUGCAGGCUGACGCUGCCUCACAGUUACCCGAUAAAUCACAUAUUUGUAAGGGUAAUGUAAGGUUGAACCGCAGCCCAACCAAUACAGCGAUGCCUGAACAGAGCGCCAGCUACUAUGAAGGCCGAAUCAUGGCUAUGUCUAAGUUGUUGAACAAGGUCUCUCGGCAGGCCGCACUUUCCUCCCCAGGACCUGCUGAAACAGCAGAGUCUCAGGCAUAUUAUCACAUUUCGACGCUCCUGACCCGAGGCUCCGAUGACGGCGGAUAUGCACGGAAUGUAAUCGCUGUCACUGGCGUCCAACGGCUGGUAGACGCAGCUGCUUCCGAACCUGACUCGGACAAGGCGCCUAUACUCGCUUCCGAACUCGACUUGAACAAGUCGCCUGCACUCCCAUCCUCACCCGACAUUGACACUAGCCUUGUCAAGAUCCACAUCACUAUUUCUCAAAACCAAUCCCUUCAAACAUCUCCCGACCACACUAUUCCAGAAAUUUUGGAGAUGUUGAUCAAAGAGGACCUGGAGCUAUCCGGAGAUCUUGUGGUCAUUCCACCAAAGCAGGUUCGGGUAUGCCAUACAGCUGAACACUGUUAUGUCGAAGUUGGUGCCUGGGUGGAAGCCACUUUUGCAUCUAGCAAUGUUCCGUGCGAAAACCGUGAUGGUACCCUCUAUUUCCUCUUCCACAGCAGCUCAGCAACCCAAUGGAUCCGAGCCCUCAUCUCAGUCUAUCGCUCUGUCAAGGCCUCAACACAGAAGUGCCCAAGCAAUGAUUCAGAGUGGCAUGAUCUUUACACCCAGCUGGCGCAGCUGCACCGCAUCGUUUAUGUCCUUGGCUCCUACUACGAUGCCAUCCUGACCCUUCCAGGCUUGGUCAAAUUUCUCAAGGAUAACGUCAAUGUAGGAUAUGCAAUCAAUGAUAUACGUAACCACACUAAUGAUAUACAUGAUGACAAUGAGUCUGAUGACAGAUCCGAUGCCCUCUCUGACAUCGGUGUUGAUGACCAUGAAGAUGCUGGAAAAUUUUUGAUGCGAUAUUUCCGUGCAAUCGUGGCUUGGAAUCAGGCCUAUGCAUGGCUAGACUCUUCCAAACUCUUCAGGUCAUUGAAAGGGAUUAUGUCCUUAAACAUUGUCAAGAUGCAGGUUCCAAGUGAGAAGUGCCAAGCAGUUACAUCAACCAGUGCUUUGUUGGAUGAGUUCACCGAUGACCCAGUUAUCCGAGAAAGUCUCCAGGAUUUGGAAAGGUUUGGUGGCAAAUUCACCGGGGAUGCCAACAAGAUCGGUGUGGCCAAAAAAUGUUGCUGGUUAUGCAAAGAGCUCGGCGAAGCAAUGGGACAGAAUAACCAAACAUUCAGCCUACCUGGAACAAGUGGUCUUGUUUUUUCAUGGGCACCUCCCACGGGCCUGGAUAUAGCCGUGCUACAACAGCUCGAGGACAGAUUGAAAAACAGACUCUUCAAGUAUCUUGAGAAGUAUGCAAAGCAAGCUUUGGAACAAGUGCAGAGCCAUCAGUUGUCACCUACCACCUCUGUUACGGACAUCACUUUGCCAGGCCAUCCAAUCACCAAGGAAAUAGGAUUGGGGUGGAGGCAUGAGCACAGCUAG